Messenger RNA from Hydractinia symbiolongicarpus, 1765 nucleotides. RefSeq names its product cilia- and flagella-associated protein 53-like. The record is from RefSeq and is a predicted model, not a curated record. Bases 141 to 1685 code for a protein of 514 amino acids. Lineage: Eukaryota; Metazoa; Cnidaria; Hydrozoa; Anthoathecata; Hydractiniidae. The transcript has 11 exons.
CAAAUAAACUCGGGCCGUCGAAAAUAACGAUCAGAGGGUCAAACAGAAGGAAAACAAAACAUGGGAACUUGCUAGGCCUUUGUAGUGCCAUUUAUUAACCUAUUAAUUUUUAUUUUUGACACAAAAUACACAUAGAAGAAAUGAUUAAAUCAGUAACACGACACAGAGAAUUCACCGGUCCAACGCCUCACAGCGUAGCUAUUCUUGCCCGUCCCACUAACAAAAGACCUGCAGAGCAUCUUAUUCUUGAGAGAAGGCGAAUUGAAGAUUUACGUGAACAAUCCAUAGCAGAAUCAAAGUACAACAAACAAUGUGAUUUAAGAUCAGCAUGGGAAAAAACGACAGACAAAAGAAUCCUCAAAAAUGGCAUCAAACGAGAGAUGAAAAAAUAUUUUCAAAUGGAAAAGAUAUCUCUAGAACAAAGACGGGAUAAACUUCGAUGUAUGCUGUUGGCAGAGGAGGAGCAGUACAUCCAAGAGAUGGAAGCCAUGGAGGAGACCCUGGAAGAGAGGCAAAAUAAAAUGAAGGAACGUGCUAAGUAUUUAAAAGAAAAACGUGAGACCGAAAGACAACAGUAUGUAGCAGAGAAGAUAGAUCAGCAGUUUCGGGAAGAAUGCGAAGAAUUACGAUCAGAACUAAGUAAACAAAAUCGUGACGAAAUCUUCUCUGAUCGAGAAGAACAAAUCCGCAUGAGAAACGAAAAAACGAAACGUGAGAACGAAGUAGAGGAGUUCUACGCCAAUCUCUGGGAACAAGACACAAAAGCUAAAGCGCAACGUGAAGAACUCGAGACCGCAGAACAAAUAGAAAGAAACAGGCUAACGUUAGAGAUUCUCAACUUGCAACGGAUUGCAACGGAAACACAACGAGAGGAAGAGAGAGAAGUAAAAAAGCUUGAAGCAGAGUGGCUGAAAGAAGAAGCUGCUCUUCGUGAAUAUGAAGAAGAACAAUUACGGAAGGAGAAGAAGGAGAAGCAGCGCGCUGCAAGAAGAGCCCGUGACAUUUCACUUAAACUCAAAAACAGGAAAGAAGCGAAAGAAAAACAAGAGCAACUCGCUAUGGACAUAAAAAUUUCAGAACAAGUUUUAAAAGACACGCAGAAUAAAGAGAUGGAAGAUCAAAAUAAAAAAACGCAGAUGCGCGAAGAGAUGCAACGGUUUAUGCAUUAUGUUGAGAAGAGUCGUCAAGAAGAAGCCGAGAGAGAGAAACAAGUGGAACAACUAGUGAAUGAAGAAGUUGAGAAACAAUGGCAGAAGAAAGAUACCCGCAAGCGAAUGGAAAGAGACGCACGCAAAGUGUUGUUGCAUAACGUGUUACAGACGCGCGAAAUCCAGAUUCAAGAAAGAGCUGAGAUUCUGCGCAGCGAGCAGGAAGCGGCAUUAAAAGAGAGGAAGGAAUUACGCGACCAAAUGGAAGAGCAUCGCAGGCUAGAAAAGGAACGGAUAAGUAGAAUACGACAUGAAAAUCGACAGUACAAAAACGACCUCGAACAGCAAAUCAACUAUCAACGAAAUUUAAAAGCAAAAGAAAUCGGAGAAGCCAAAAAAGAAUUAGAAUCGUUACAGAACGCCGAGAAGAUCUACCAACGACGACUACGCUCUGCUCUUGAUAGACCUGAUCGUAGAAAGCAACAUCCACUACGUAUAACGGGAAAUAGCUUUGGUAGUCGAGCAAAAAGUUGUUGAUUGUUUCGUAAAUACAUUUAUAUAUUCUCUUCUAUAUAUUCUAUUUUUUGUGAUUUAUAAACAUUAUAUUUAAUUUUCAA